CACAACACACACACACACGCACGCACAAUUACACGUGAACGAGCGCGCGUUCUCGCCGGGAGCCAGUGGAACCAGUCGUUCAGCUGCUCGGGAACAUUCCCCCCCACACACAGACACCGACAAACACACGGGAGCUAAUUUUUAUCGCGUUUCACCGGCUGUCCGGGGAGCGUCGUCCCUCCCGCCGCUCCUCUGAAACUUUUCCCGGUAAACAAAGCGCGGAGAGGCGGGCAGCACGAGCCGCUGCCCGGGGUCACCGGAGACAUGGCAGACUCUCACUGAACCCGACACGGAAACACCGUCAUGGCUGUGGACGCAGCAUCCAGUUUCAGUUUCUGCAGGCCAGCCGUGGAGUACCGAGCUCUGCCCGAGGACUUCAAGCACCAGCUGAGCCGACGCACAGGCGGGAAUCUAACCUGGCACGACGGCCGCGGGCAGAAGUCAGCAGGAGGCCGGACGGUGAAGCUGCUGAAGCAGCCGGGCACCGAGGCCCUGCAGUACCGCUCCCGUGAUAAUUAUGGGAUAUAUCACACGAGCCCGACGCAGCCCAGCCUGAUCCAGCCCGUGGUCAUGUGGUCUCAGCAGGAUGUGUGUAAAUGGCUGAAGAAGCACUGUCCGCACAACUACCUGACCUACGUGGAGGCGUUCUCGCAGCACGCCAUCACAGGCCGUGCGCUGCUGCGUCUGAACGGGGAGAAGCUGCAGAGGAUGGGUCUGGUGCAGGAGACGCUGCGGCAGGAGCUGCUGCAGCAGGUGUUGCAGCUGCAGGUGCAGGAGGAGGGCCGCAACCUGCAGAUGCUCAGCAGAUCGCAGGGCUCCUUUGGAAGGAUAUCGUAGCCACAUUCCUGGAAAAAUGGGAUUCUGUGGAAUUAUGGGAUAUUUGUUCCGCCCAGAUGAACUCAAAUGUGAAUCAGAUGUGUGUGGAAUAAAUCCGUCCAGCGAGCAGAGACCUGUAGACUGACCAGAGGAAACCUCAGACUGAUCUGUACGGACUGCACUGUGAUGAAAACACCAGACAAUCUGCUUUAUGAAAUAUUCCUCUAAUGUGUGAUUUACUCCCUCUCUCUCUGUGUCUCCCUCUCUCUCUCUGUCUCUCUCUCUCUCUCUCUCUGUGUGUCUCUCUCACACUGUCUCUACCACUCUCUCUCUCUGUGUUUCUCUAAGUGUCUCUAGCUCUCUCUCACUGUCUGAACCUCUCCCUCUCUCUCUCUCUCUCACACUGUCUGUACCUCUCUCUCUCUCUCUCUCUCUCUCUCUCUCACUGUCUGUACCUCUCUCUCUCUCUCUCACUGUCUGUACCUCUCUCUCUGUCUCUCUCACUGUCUCUACCUCUCUCUCUCUCUGUCUCUCUCUCACACUGUCUCUACCUCUCUCUCUCUCUGUCUCUCUCACUGUCUGUACCUCUCUCUCUCUCUCUCACUGUCUGUACCUCUCUCUCUCUCUCUCUCUCUCUCUCACACUGUCUCUACCUCUCUCUCUCUCUGUCUCUCUCGCUGUCUGUACCUCUCUCUCUCUCUCUCUCUCUCUCUCACACUGUCUCUACCUCUCUCUCUCUCUCUCUCACUGUCUGUACCUCUCUCUCUCUCUCUCUCUCUCACACUGUCUCUACCUCUCUCUCUCUCUGUCUCUCUCACUGUCUGUACCUCUCUCUCUCUCACUAUCUGUACCUCUCUCUCUCUCUGUCUCUCUCACUGUCUGUACCUCUCUCUCUCUCAGUGUCUCUCUCUCUCUCUCACACACUGUCUCUCUCUCUCUCUCUCUCUGUCUCUCUCUCUCUGAAACCUUUUUUAAUAAAUAGAAAUAUCAUAA
Messenger RNA from Eleginops maclovinus (Patagonian blennie), 1809 nucleotides. RefSeq names its product sterile alpha motif domain containing 10a (gene samd10a). Lineage: Eukaryota; Metazoa; Chordata; Actinopteri; Perciformes; Eleginopidae. The coding region runs from base 304 to 837 and encodes 177 amino acids. Gene Ontology annotation, cellular component: cytoplasmic side of plasma membrane. Gene Ontology annotation, molecular function: protein binding. The transcript is spliced from 5 exons. Gene Ontology annotation, biological process: cell surface receptor protein tyrosine kinase signaling pathway. The record is from RefSeq and is a predicted model, not a curated record.